CCCUAGCCAGUGCAGAGCAAGCUGCUGGUUAAAGCACAGCAAUAGCACUGAUCGCACUGGCAACUUUUUGUAUUGGAGCUCACGACCACAGAGAACGACAAGAGAGGAGCAAGCUAAAGCAUUUUAAAUGGCAAAUAUUGUCACAUCAGCCUGCUGUGUGAUGCUCGCUGCAGUGGUGGUUGUGUAUGCACAGAGGCGCAGCCAACAGGGAGCGAGAAUCCAGUAUGAGAAAAUUGGAAGUGAUGUAACCAUGCAGUGUGGCACAUUAGACAACGAUGCCUCCGUGACGUGGAAAGUGAACGGUACCGACGUGAAACGGGAAAAAGUGGAGGAAGGCCCAAGGCUGAUCCUGAAAGGGGCCAACAUAAGCGAUAAUGGAUUCUACAGCUGCUUCGAGAAUCCACACGGAGACCGGAGGGAUCAAAUUACGCUCCGUGUGGGAAGUCCUCCAAAGGAACCCACAGUGACAUGCCGAUCUAACACUUACCCGAAUGGAUUCUACUGCAGUUGGCACCUCCAGCACACAACGAACAUCCCCACAGAUUUUGAAGUCCACGUUAAACAUGGUGACAGUGUUCUUCAAGUGCAAAGAGACCCUGUCCACAAGAACCGGUGUCAUGUGAAAUUCCCCGAGUUGUUCUCCCCCAUGAAGUACAGAGUGAACGUCACUGCAAUCAAUGCUCUGGGAAAAUCUUCCAAUGCAAUAUUGUUUGAAGAGUCUGCAAUAGUUAAACCUGACCCUCCUGAAAAGGUUUCAGCCAGGCCUGUCAUCAACAAUGCACGGCGAUUGGAAGUCUCCUGGAAGAGCCCAUCCACAUGGCCAGAGGUGGACAAUUUCCCCCUGAAGUAUUUUCUCCGGUACAGGCCUUUGAUCCUUGACCAGUGGCAACAUGUGGAGCUCUCAGAAAGUACCUCCCACACCAUCACAGAUGCUUACGCAGGAAAAGAAUACAUCAUCCAAGUGGCUGCCAAGGACACUGAGAUUGGAACCUGGAGCGACUGGAGUGUAGCCAUUCAUGCUACCCCUUGGAUGGAGCAGCCUGUACAGAUUACUUCCACCACAGAAGCAGAAUCCAUUGCUGAAACAACCCCAUCCCCAGCUCCAGCAUCAGCAGAGCCCCGACUGGGAAACCCUCUGGGUGGCUCUUCGUCAUUGGCGUGGUCAGCCAGUCUCCUUGUUGCCUCUGUCGUCAUCUCUCUUAUGUGAUAUCUGUGUUGCAUUCCUGUGGAACAAAUUGAGAAAAGUCUUCUAUUUCUAUUUUGCACAUGUUUAAAUGGAUAUCGUGCAUUGAUUCUUUAAUUAAGUUUCUCACAAAGAAUGUAAAAAGUGUAAAAAAUGAAGAAAACUUUCUAAACAAAAACUACACAGAGACAGGACUGAACCUAAGGGAAGCAAAAGAAUUAUGGAGCCAGGUUAUUAAAAAUACAUUGUACACUAAACAUCAGCACAAGGAAGAAGUUUUUCUUUUUUGGCCACACGUUUUGGAAAAACACCUGAAUACAAGUAGCUUGGUACUGUACGUACACUUCACAGCUACAUACAGCUAACUCAUCAUGCCAAAGACUUACCCCGGAAACCGUUUACCCAUAAUCCUCAGCUUUCCACAACCCUGUGCCUGUGUAGUGAGGACAAAUCCCAAACUAACACAACUUGGAGACAGCUGUCAGUGUUGCAGUAUCUAUGGAAACAGGACUAACAUUUUUUAAAUGAUAUUUUCCUUUAUUUUUUUUUCAGAUAUGAGCCCAGUUAUCAUAACGGAGUUCUUAUACUAAUGGUGUUUAAAACAAUUAGGUUUUAUGUGCCUGAUGUGGACUGCAUUUUUUUUUUACUAAGAAGCAAUAUAUUUUAGUCCAUUCAUUACAAAAUUGUAAGGUGCUUCAACAUAGCUUAUUUUGCUUUGAAUCCUGAUAGAAGCUAGUCUUUUUUUCCAUUGCCUUUACAAAAGCAUCUUACAUUAUGUUUUAAUUGCAGAUUCCAUAAUUUAAUAUUAUGUUAUUCAAGGAAUAUUGUUGUGCUCUAUGUAUUUGUUUAUUAUUAAAUAAAAUAUACAUAUAGGAUCUUAGUUUUUACAGGCAUAUAUAAGUGCAUAAUUCCCCUGAUCAUAUUUUGUAAACUAUGAUACGUAUCUUUAACAUGAAAAGUUUAUUAUUUAAUAAUGUAUGUAUUAGCUUUAGAUUCUUGUAACAUGUAUCAGAAUUUUUUAUAGAUGUAUAUAAAAGGAGCAGUUGUCCAUUAAAUGUGACCAUUUCACAAUGAUCA
Lepisosteus oculatus (spotted gar) is the source of this 2260-nucleotide messenger RNA. It is a transcript of the gene cntfr, whose product is annotated as ciliary neurotrophic factor receptor. Gene Ontology annotation, biological process: cytokine-mediated signaling pathway. Gene Ontology annotation, molecular function: cytokine binding; cytokine receptor activity. NCBI's taxonomy places the organism in Eukaryota, Metazoa, Chordata, Actinopteri, Semionotiformes, Lepisosteidae. Gene Ontology annotation, cellular component: external side of plasma membrane; signaling receptor complex; membrane. The record is from RefSeq and is a predicted model, not a curated record.